AUGCCUAAAUAUUUAGAUAUUGUAAUCACUCUUUGCUCCAAAUGCCUGCCUAAAUAUUUAGAUAUUGUAAUCACUCUUUGCUCCAAAUGCCUGCCUAAAUAUUUACACUUUGCAAUCCACCUUUGCUCCAAAUGCCUGCCUAAAUAUUUAGAUAUUGUAAUCACUCUUUGCUCCAAAUGCCUGCCUAAAUAUUUAGAUAUUGUAAUCCCUCUUUGCUCCAAAUGCCUGCCUAAAUAUUUAGAUAUUGUAAUCACUUUUUCUUCCAAAUGCCUGCCUAAAUAUUUACACUUUGCAAUCCAUCUUUGCUCCAAAUGCCUGCCUAAACAUUUAGAUAUUGUAAUCACUUCUUCCUCCAAAUGCCUGCCUAAAUAUUUAGAUAUUGCAAUCCAUCUUUGCUCCAAAUGCCUGCCUAAAUAUUUAGAUAUUGUAAUCCCUUUUUGCUCCAAAUGCCUGCCUAAAUAUUUAGAUUUUGUAAACAUUCUUGGCUCCAAAAGCCUGCAUUAA
Messenger RNA from Acanthosepion pharaonis, 504 nucleotides. The record is from the annotation of a GenBank genome assembly. Lineage: Eukaryota; Metazoa; Mollusca; Cephalopoda; Sepiida; Sepiidae.